AUGUUUACUCUUUUAAACAAUAGAAAUUCUAUAACUUUUUUAUUGACUAUAUUUUUAAUUUUCAUAAAUGUUUCAUUUGCUUAUUACUUUGAUAGUUUUGAUGAUUAUCCAGUAAAAGUUAAUCAAUUGGAAAUGUACAAAAAAAUUCAUUCAAAACCACAAAGUAUGUAUUUUUUUUAUCCAGCUAGAUUGAACUGGGCUGUAGAUAAAACCAAUUUUAUUGAAAAUAAAGGAGAUAUAUCAUCCAAUAAAAAUAAAAGAAGUAAUUUAAAUGAAAAUAAAAGUGAUGAUAAUGAGUCAAUUCUUAAUGGACGUAAUAUUCGUUCACCUUUAGGUACUAUGAGAUUUGGAAAAAGAGGAAAAAUUUAUGAUAUACCUAUGUCAGAUGAAGAAUUUAAUAGUUGGAUUAUUUAUAACAAAAGAACAGCUAAACCUAAUCCAUUAGGAACAAUGAGAUUUGGAAAAUAA
Molecule: messenger RNA, 468 nt
Organism: Strongyloides ratti
Lineage: Eukaryota; Metazoa; Nematoda; Chromadorea; Rhabditida; Strongyloididae
Product: FMRFamide-related peptide-like family-containing protein
Exons: 2
Coding region: 1-468 (155 amino acids)
Biological process (GO): neuropeptide signaling pathway
Source: RefSeq, a predicted model, not a curated record